AUGGCGGCUAAAGUAGUCCCUAGUGCAAUUGUUCUCCAAGUUCUUAACCAAGGUAACUAUGAAGAGUGGAGUUUUCGGGUUAAAACCUACUUGUUGGCUGAAGAUCUGUGGGACGUUGUCAAGGGCACCACUACAAAGCCUCCCAAGGAUGGUGAAGCUGAUAAAAUUAAGGAUUGGAAGAAGAGAAAUGCCAAGGCUUUGCAUGCGAUCCAGAUUUCUUGUGGGGUUGAAACUUUUUCUUUGAUCAGAGGCAUCAGCAGGGCCCACGUUGCCUGGGAUACUUUGGCAGAAAAGUUUAAGCCAGCUGAAGUGGAGCGUGAGGUGGAGGAGCCAGAUGAAGACUUGGAAGGGGAAGCGAUUGAUGAUGGAUGUGAGAAUAAUGCCAGCAACGACUUCGACUGCUAUGAAAGUUUCAUCUGGGAUUUGCUGUUUGGUCGUUGGAAUUCUGCAGAGGAGUUUCUUAAAACAAAACCCGAAGCAGUAAGAUCAAGAAUAACUCCAGAAGGAGAGACAGCUCUUCACGUAGCAGUGAAAUCUGAGGAACUGCAGGUUGUGAAAGAGUUGGUGAAGCUGAUGACGGAGAAAGAUUUGGAAAUAAAAGACGCUUAUGGUCUCACAGCUUUUGCCUGUACGGUAAUUCUAGGAGACAUCGAAAUGGCUAAAUGCAUGGUUGAAAAAAACAAAAAAUUACUCAGCAUCAGAUCCCCUCCCAACAAUGCAAUUCCACUGAUCAAUGCUUAUCGUCGGGGCCAAUGGGAAAUGGCUAACUAUCUCUAUUCUCUCACUCCACUUGAAGAUCUCAACGAUCGAGAUGGGGCUGCACUUAUUUCCCAGUGUUUUUUGAGCAAACACUUUGAUAUUGGGUGGGACUUAAUUCAACGUCGUCCAAACUUGGCAACUACUAUAGACUACUCCGGACAAUCCCCUUUAAAUGCACUGGUCUGUAUGCGGUCUGCAUUUGCAAGUGGAAGUCGUCUCAACUUAUGGCGACGAUGGAUUUAUGACUGUGUACAAAUACCUCCUAUGGACAUGAACAAUAUUCGUAUAAAUAUGCAACCUACAGAACAUGAUGGAAAUAAUCAAAGGAGUCUGAUCCGCUCAGAUAUGGGUUUAAUGCGACGACUAGUUACAAAUCUCCUUGAAAUUUUAGGAAUCAAUCGCAUAUAUGAAAUGAAAGUGACUCAUACACGAAUCUUUGAAUUUCUACGUCACAUGUCCAAAGCGACAAGCAAUCUUACUGAUGUAGGUUGCGUGCAUACAGCGAUCUUCCAAGCCGUAGAACGAGGGCAUGUGGAGUUUAUUUCUCAUAUAUGUAGAGAAAAUCCAAACCUCUGGGGGAUCACUGAUACAAAAGGCAGGACCAUUUUUCACUUUGCAAUUGAACGUCGUCGAGAAAAGGUUUAUAACCUUAUAUAUGAGCUCAGUGAAAAGAGAAGAAAGUUUGUAGUAGGUGCUGUUGAUAAGCUUGGAAACACACUGCUAGAUUUAGCAGUUAGUUUCUCCCCUUCUACACUAAUGGUUCAAGGUGCAGCUUUACAAAUGAAAAGAGAAAUACAAUGGUUCAAGGAGGUGGAGAGUAUAGUACCUCCCAAAGUUCUUGAAGCAGUGACUUCUAAGUGUGGAUUAACAACACAAGAGCUAUUUACCAAAAACCACAAGGAAUUGAUGGCGGAGGGAGAAAAUUCAAUGAAAGGGGCAGCAACUUCUUGUACAGUUGUAGGUGCUCUCAUCGUUACCAUCAUGUUUGCUGCAGCCUUUACGGUUCCUGGUGGAAAUAAUCAAAACACAGUAAUGAUAUUCUUAGGAAUCCUCACAUCACGUUAUGCCCAAGAAGAUUUCCUCAAAUCCCUACCCACAAAAAUGAUGUUAGGCCUUCUCGCCCUUUUUUCAUCUAUCGUCGCCAUGAUGAUUACCUUUUCUUGUGCUCUCAUCAUUUUGCUUCAUGGAAAAUUUAGGAUUAUUCUUCCACUUAUUUUGCUUGCUAGUUUUCCAAUUACCUCAUUCAUAUGGAUGCAAUUCCCCUUCCUUGCUGAGAGUUUCAAUUCUACUUAUCGAGGGGAAUUAUUUCACAAGAAAAUCAAACGUUGGUAA
Prunus armeniaca (apricot) is the source of this 2091-nucleotide messenger RNA. The record is from the annotation of a GenBank genome assembly. NCBI's taxonomy places the organism in Eukaryota, Viridiplantae, Streptophyta, Magnoliopsida, Rosales, Rosaceae.